Arachis stenosperma is the source of this 3321-nucleotide messenger RNA. Its product is annotated as BEL1-like homeodomain protein 4. The transcript has 5 exons. Gene Ontology annotation, molecular function: DNA-binding transcription factor activity, RNA polymerase II-specific; RNA polymerase II cis-regulatory region sequence-specific DNA binding. The record is from RefSeq and is a predicted model, not a curated record. The coding region runs from base 765 to 2867 and encodes 700 amino acids. Lineage: Eukaryota; Viridiplantae; Streptophyta; Magnoliopsida; Fabales; Fabaceae. Gene Ontology annotation, biological process: regulation of transcription by RNA polymerase II.
AUUAACUAAGCCUCCAUUUUGUUGAUUUUUAUAUUAGAGUGUAACUUGCGCUUUCUUUUUCCAGAAGCUGAUUGCAAAAAAAAAAAAAAAAACACUUACCGCCAAGAGCAACAAAGCGAAAAGAAAAGGAGAGAGAGAGAGAAAGAGAAAGAGAGAGUGAGUAGUGAGUGUGGGAGAGAGAAAGGGAAGGAACUAAUACUGUGUGGAAGCUUUCGAAACCACAGAAGAGAAAACGAUGUCGGAGAGCUUUACAUCACCACUGCAACUCUAAGAGAGAGAGAGAGGGUGAGAGGUAUAUAUUAUUACUACAGACAUGAUGAUGAGAUAGAUAGAUAGAUAGAUAGAUAGAGCGGUCUCAUAAGGAGAAAUUAACACUUAGAUGAAAAUUCAAGAGAAAAAGGGGGCCUAGAUAUACAUAGCUAGACCCUGAUUAUUAUUUAUUCUCUUUCUUUCUUUUCUCUCUCUCUCUCUCUCUUUUAUAUCUAUCUUUAUGGAUCAUCACUACUCUAUAUAAUAUAUAUACACAUCCACUAGUCUCUUUUUUCUCUUUAAUUUCUGCAAGUAGUGGCAACAAAGGUGAGGAGGGAGGAGAGGGUGAAGAAGAUGAUGAUGAUGAUGAUGAUGUUAAUAUGGGAAUAGCAAGCACACAGCCACUGCAUCCAAGACCCAUUCUCUUCCAUCACUCAUCAAGAACAACACAAGAGCAGUAGCAGCACCAUUCAUUUUCCUCCUUUUCUUACUCCAAUAAUAAUAAGAAUAAUUCUAUGUCCCAUCAGCAAGAUUACCAGCAACAAGCAGCAGGAAUCUUCAGCUUCACGAAUGGCUUCGAGAGAUCGACGGUAACACACCAACAAGCACAGAUCCGAAGGGACAACAACAAAGGCUUCGAUGCACCGCCACCACCAUUAGUAGGGAUAGACGAGGAAGAAGAACAAGCAGGAGGAGCUGGAGGAGGAGGCCUUCCCCAUGUGUAUGAAACCGCAGGCAUGCUUUCGGAGAUGUUCAAUUUCCCUGCCACCGAGCUCCUGGAACAGCAGCACCACCACUUCCGCUCCCCUUCUUCGUCGAGGCCACAACCACCAGAGAACUGGUACGGAAGCAGGCAAGGCAUGAUAGCCACCACCACGACGGGGUUUGGAGGAGACUCCAAGCAGCAGAUUUCAAGCAUGAAUGCGGAUUCAGCAGCAGCCAUGCACCUUUUCCUGAUGAACCCAGCUCAAAGGAGAUCUCCUUCGCCUCCUCCAUCGGCAACCUCUUCCACUCUCCACAUGCUUCUUCCCAACCAUUCCUCCAACUCCUUGCAAGGGUUCCCUCCUGCUGGCUCCGCAGGAGGGUCUUUCGGGCAAUUCACAUGGGUUCCCGACAGCGGCGCCGGCCAUGAAGGAGCAGCUAACAACCCUCCUGGCCAUCACGAGAUUAACGUGGUGGAAGGGCAAGGCCUUUCGCUGUCGCUUUCGUCUUCGCUUCAGCACUUGGAAGCUGCGAAAGCGGAGGAACUGAGGAUGGGAGAAGGCGGUUUUCUGUUUUACAAUCAAGGGGGAGGGGCGGCGGCGGCUUCUAAUUCGGGUCAUUUUCCGUACAAGAACCAUUUGCAAGGUGGCAUGGUAGGACAGGGGCACCUUGCUGGGUUUCCUUCUGCUUCAUCUUCUUCGUCCUUAGGGGUAGUCCACGUUCUUAGGAAUUCAAAGUAUGUGAAAGCCGCACAAGAGUUGCUUGAGGAGUUUUGCAGUGUUGGAAGGGGCCACUUGAAGAAAAACAAGUUCAGUAGGCAGAAUUCAAACCCUAAUUCCACCGCCUCUCCUUCAUCUUCCAAAGAUCCUCCUCCUGCUGCAGCUCCACCUCCGCCUCCUUUGUCAGCUUCCGACAGGAUUGAGCAUCAGAGAAGGAAGGUCAAACUUCUAUCAAUGCUUGAUGAGGUGGACCGAAGAUACAACCACUACUGCGAGCAAAUGCAGAUGGUGGUGAACUCAUUUGACGUGGUGAUGGGGUACGGGGCGGCGGUGCCGUACACGGCGCUGGCGCAGAAGGCGAUGUCGAGGCAUUUCCGGUGCCUGAAGGACGCAAUAACGACGCAGCUGAAGCAUUCGUGCGAGGUGCUGGGGGAGAAGGAGGGGGCGGGGGGGUCAGGGCUGACGAAGGGGGAGACGCCGCGGUUGAAGAUGUUGGAGCAGAGCCUACGGCAGCAGAGGGCGUUCCAGCAGAUGGGUAUGAUGGAACAAGAAGCUUGGAGACCUCAGAGAGGCUUGCCUGAACGUUCUGUCAACAUUUUGAGAGCUUGGCUUUUUGAGCAUUUUCUCCACCCGUAUCCAAGCGAUGCAGAUAAGCAUCUCUUGGCGAGGCAGACUGGCCUCUCCAGAAAUCAGGUAUCAAACUGGUUCAUAAAUGCCAGGGUUCGGUUGUGGAAACCCAUGGUGGAAGAGAUGUACCAACAAGAACAAAAAGAAGCAGAGGAGUGUGGGGCAGCGGAAGAAGGCGAAGAAGAGGAAGAAGAAGAACAAAACAACAGCAGCAACGGUGGGCAGCAACAAGCACAAAAUCCAAGCACAACGAGUGGCGGUGAAAGCGAAAUACAAGUAGAAGGGUUUUCGGAAAACCAAGAGGGAAUGGUUGCGCAAGGUGGAAUGGCGUCGGAGAUGAUGCCCCCACAACAGUCACAGAGAUCGAUGGCAAGCGAUGACACGUGUCGACAUGGCAGCUACGUAGCAGGUGCUGAAUAUGGGACCGCGUCUACUACUGCUGCUGCUGCCGCUGCUGACAUUGGAUCCGCUACCCUCAUUAGGUUCGGGACCACCGCCGGUGACGUGUCACUCACCCUAGGGUUACGCCACGCCGGGAACGUCCCCCGACAAAACCCCUUUUUCUCUUAGAAAUCAAUCCUCAUUAUUAUACUACUGCUCUGCUUCACCAUAUAAUUAAUUAAUCAUUAAUCGUUAUAUAUUUUAUAUUAUUAUUAUUAUAGGAACAUCAUAUCCUUUAUUUUCUAUUCUAUAUCAGGAAAUACAAGAAAGAAAUCCUUUUUUUCUCUUCCAAUUCAAUCCACUAUUUUUAUUUGCAUCAUUUCGAAUAAGCUAAGGUAAUACAAUAGAUAGCUCCAUAUAUGCUCCCUCAUUGUGUAACUGUAUAGUAGAUCCAUCGUUUUUCCCCAUAUAUAUCAACUUUAUCAAUUAAUAAGAUUCGUUCCGGUGUCUUAUAGUUCCGUAGGACUUGAUCUUGCUACUCAUGAGUCAUGACUAGAACCGCAAUUUUUUUAAUUUAUUGUAAGUUUGUUGUAACUAUGAGAAAAUAUUCAAUUUAGCAUUUAAAUUUUUAUGUUAAUCUCAA